Molecule: messenger RNA, 1958 nt
Organism: Pezoporus flaviventris
Lineage: Eukaryota; Metazoa; Chordata; Aves; Psittaciformes; Psittacidae
Gene: RWDD2B
Product: RWD domain containing 2B
Exons: 6
Coding region: 89-1081 (330 amino acids)
Molecular function (GO): protein binding
Source: RefSeq, a predicted model, not a curated record
GGAUGCUGACUGAGGCUCGGGCGGUAACGUCUAGCUCUCUACGGCUGUCACAGCAGCAGAGGCGGCUCCGCUCCAGGAAUCAACAGAAAUGACUAACCGAGAAGAAGCUGAGAUACAAAUUUCAGAAUUGGAUUUACUCUCUAGCAUGUUUCCUUAUGAGGAAGAGUUCCUUGUGACUGACCAGCUGGCUGUAGCAGAGCUAAAACACUAUGUUGAAAAUGAGGCUGCAGAGAUGCCAUCUUCGAAAGUUCAGUUCAUACUGAAUGUAAAGCCAGAGGUCUCUAAUGCUUCUAUGGUGGAAUUCUCUAUGGCCUGUGCUUUACCGUUUAAAUAUCCAGCUGUUCUACCAGAAAUUACUGUGAGGUCAUCUUUAUUGAGCCGCUCUCAGCAGCUUCACCUGAACUCGGAUCUAAAAACAUAUUUGAUGCAAAACUGCAGUGGUGAGCCCUGCAUGUUGAGUGCAAGGGAAUGGGUUAAAGACCAUGCAGCUGCUUACAUUGACAAGGAGCUUUCAUCUUCCUCAGUGACAGCAUCGAAUGCCACUCAGUCAGAAGUCAUCAUGUUUACUCGACUGUGGAUCUAUAGUCAUCACAUUUACAAUAAGCAAAAAAGAAAGAAUAUUAUAGACUGGGCCAAGGAGCUCUCUCUGUCAGGGUUUUGCAUGCCGGGGAAACCAGGUGUUGUUUGUGUAGAAGGUCUUCAAAGUAGUUGUGAAGAGUUCUGGUCAAGGUUCUUGAAUCCUGAGGCAAUACAAAGAAACAAGCUCCUGCUUUUGGAAGUGUUUGCAUGUGAGUGGUGUUUCUGUGACCAGCCAGGGAACCAUUAUCUCUGCCAAAGGUACAGAGUGAGAAGAUUAACAUGGAAAAGAAUUCUCAUUCGGCACAGAGAAGAUGUUUCUUUGGAAGGUGGAGGACAUGCUGAGAUUCAGAAACAAAGAAAGUUCUCCACUUUGGAAGAAAAAUGUUUUGAUGCACAUGGUACCAGGGGAAAUCGUAUGGAUUUGGGGCAGCUAUAUCAUUUUUUAGAAGAAAAAGGAUGUGCUGACAUCUUUCAAAUGUACUUUGGGGUUGAAGGGCAUUGAAGGGGUUGACAAUCACCACUGGUCCAAGCGUCUACGUUUGUAAGUUAAUCUUCGUAACAGAUUCCUUAGCUGUUCUGCAGGAGUUUAUCAGAGAGGGAAUUAAUCAUUUGUGAUUUUAUACGAUGAAUCCAGUUUUAAAUGAAAACAAAUAUCCAGUGAGAUGCUGAAUAAUGAAAAUUAAAAUAACUGCUUUUUAAACUUUCUGGAUGUUUAGGGUACAUACCUAAUUAUUGGGAAAGAAAAUAUGUUUGAUGAACUAUCAGGCCGUUACAGAAUUAUAGGUGAAUGAAUAGAUGUAAUUGUGUUGAAUGCAUAUAUGAGUAAGAAGAGACAAAAUUCAAGUAUGGGUAUCUCAGGAGAGAUACCAAAACGUUUGUAUUAUUUAUUGCUGUUUACAUACACUACAUGAAAGCUUUUUUGUAACAAGCUUUUAUUCUGUUUUCUAUCUGGAAGUAUAUUGAGCUGUGAUAUUGACAUUUUAUUAAAACAAACAAACAAAACCCAAAACAAAACAAAACCAAGCUAGUCAAAACAAAGGAAACAAACACAAAAGGAAUGAGCAAGUUCACAAAAGUCUUGCUUAGGCAAACAGGAUGAGCUAGGAUGCCUACUUUAAGGCAUAAGAAUUUUCCAUAGGUAGACUUGUGUGUGCAGAGAGGUGCUGUGGUAUCUUUCUAAUGCACCUGUAGCUGAGAAACCCAGUCUCUACUCAUGUUAAAGCAGAACGUUACCCAGGGAUGGGCUGCCUUAUGGCAAGCACACUCCAGAGCAGGGAAGCAAUCCUCACUGGUCUGAGCUUGUGGAGUUGCAGCCAAGGAACAAAGGGGGUUACACUGCAGGUGCUCUUGAAUACAGUUUCAACAAAGUUGUAUCAGAA